Molecule: messenger RNA, 2400 nt
Organism: Paramormyrops kingsleyae
Lineage: Eukaryota; Metazoa; Chordata; Actinopteri; Osteoglossiformes; Mormyridae
Gene: slc35d1a
Product: solute carrier family 35 member D1a
Source: RefSeq, a predicted model, not a curated record
GUCGCCUGGCAGCAAUGGCGGAAGUUCGGAAACGUCAGCAUGCUCGUGUUAAAGGAGAAGCUCGCGAAAGGAGGCUCGAGCACAAGGAUGAGCGCGAGGGGAUGGCGGCCGAGAGUCUCGCAGUGGUAUUAAAGCUUUUCGCUGCCGGAUUUUAUGGUCUGAGCUCCUUUCUCAUCGUCGUCGUGAACAAAAGUGUCCUGACAAAUUACAGGUUUCCCUCCUCGAUAUGUGUCGGAAUCGGCCAAAUGUUGGCGACAAUAGUCGUGCUUUGGGGUGGAAAGACACUCCGAAUAAUCAACUUUCCAGAUUUCGACAAAAGCAUACCUCGCAAGACGUUUCCUCUGCCUUUUCUUUAUGUAGGGAAUCAAAUAACAGGAUUGUUUGGGACAAAACGGCUCAAUUUACCCAUGUUUACAGUCCUCAGGAGAUUCUCCAUUCUCUUUACCAUGAUAGCAGAGGGAUUUCUUUUGAAAAAGAAAUUCUCUCGGCCUGUCCAGCUAACAGUAUUUGCAAUGAUUCUGGGGGCUUUUGUGGCAGCAAGUGCUGAUUUGGCUUUUGACCUGCAAGGGUACGUGUUCAUUCUGCUGAACGAUGUCUUGACCGCAGCCAAUGGAGCAUACGUGAAGCAGAAGCUUGACUCCAAGGAGCUGGGCAGAUAUGGGCUGCUGUACUACAAUACCUUAUUUAUGUCCUUAGGAGCUUGGCAGGAGCUGGGCAGAUAUGGGCUGCUGUACUACAAUGCCUUAUUUAUGCUCGCGCCAACACUACUCUUAGCAUAUCUCACCGGCGACAUACAAAAGGCUGUGGAGUUUGAGGGUUGGUCAGAUGCUUUUUUUGUGGGCCAGUUUGUGCUCUCUUGUGUCAUGGGGUUUAUUUUAAUGUACUCCAUAGUGCUCUGUACACAGUACAACUCUGCACUGACGACAACAAUCGUAGGCUGUAUAAAAAAUAUUUUAGUAACGUAUAUCGGGAUGGUCUUUGGAGGAGACUACAUAUUCACAUGGACUAAUUUCAUUGGUCUAAACAUAAGUAUCGUCGGAAGCCUGGUCUACUCAUACAUCACCUUCACAGAAGAGCACUCAAGUAAGCAAAACGAAAGCACCAACAAACUGGAAGUAAAAGGGAAGAUAGCUGUAUGACCUUAAAGGUUGGGUUGUACGUGCUUUGGUACAUGUGGUUCUGUACUUUUUGUUGUCUCAUUUUUAUACCUUCAAGUAGCCAAUCUGAGAGACACUCCUUACCCAUUACGCACAGAACUUGGCCUAAGGACAAGGCAAAGCAUAUAGUGUUACUGUUUUUUUUUCCCUUCUUCUUUGGAACAAAGGAAUAUGUGUUGGGUCAUUCCUGAUCUGUUUACCAUUUUAAUAGGGCAUUUUGGGACCAGUUCUUGCUAACCAUGUUUGUGACAUGGUAGAUGUGUUUUAAUAGUCUUUUUAAAUAUAUGAAAGCUAUAGUUAUUUAAAUGGAACAAAUGUAUUGUGAUUUAUCAUAGAUGUAAAAAAAUGGUUUGGUAUUCAUAAUGUCUGUUUGUCCUUGUAAGGGGGGGGGGGCUGAUAUUCCUCACCCACCCCACAUUUUUUGAAAGUGCAAGAAUGAUUCCUGAUAAGCUGAAUGAUUCAACUGAAUAUGUGAGGCUGUGCAUGGUUUGAUGUGCGCGUGUGCAAUGCCUGCAUGUUUACAUGGUACUGUGACUUAAAUACGGCACAAUUUGUUUAAAAAUGUGCUUGAAAAGCUGCAGCAAUGCAGCACUGGUUGAGCAUUUUUUUGUUAGCUUUUUAUAAUUCUUGUUUAACAGUAUUAGCAUAGCCAUCUUAGCAUUGUUUGGUUCAACGCACCUUUAUCGACUGCAUACAGUAGGUGGCUGAAGUAAACGACAUAUGACAAGUGUUUCAAAUGUUUACCUUUUAUUUCAACAGAGAUGCCUUAAUGGAGAGCGCCACCUGGCAGUUGCAAAUUGAAAUGACUUCAUGUUCAUGGCGACUUGUAAAACGCGGGUACUUCCAUAGUAUUGUAGACAAAUUAAAGCUAUUGCAAAAUUACAGAUGUUUGACACCAUCUAUAUGAGCAGAGUGUGAACCAGAUGACAGUGUAUUUUAAUAUAAAUUAGUAGACUUUGUUCAGUUAACUGUAAAAUUGUAUUGCCAUUCUCAAAGACUAAAUUGUAUUACCUUGCAGUGGCCAUUUGAACAGGUUCUUUACCUUACCACAUACCUGUUUUACAUACAGAGAUGGAUUAUAUGGCUACCAGGCUAUUGUAUUCCUCUCACUGUAACGGAUAAGUUUUUGUGUUUCAGUUGAACUGGGUCGCCACAGUAUGAUGAUUUGUUACAGGGCUGUAAAGGGAGCUGACUGUACAUGUUGUGCAGAAUAAAGUGCCUUUAUUAAACUGCUUUCCCCCCC